AUGGCAACGCUGGGCGGGGACGCCGCCGACCUGCUGGCGUCCCGCAGCUACACACCACCAAACUCAUUUCAGGUGAACACCAUCAUCGUGGCCUCGGUCAUGAUCCUCAUCGCCUUCAUCAUGUGGAACGUGCCGUACCUGCGUGACGCUAUCAUGGGUCUCAAGUUCCUCGUGGUAGCUACACAUGAGGUGGGGCACAUUGUUACUGGCCUGUUGAUGGGCGGCACUAUAACCAGCGUCUGUGUGGACCCAAACGACGGCGGCAUGACUAUGAUCUGUGGACUGCAACGCACAGAACCGCGGGUGACGCCUGAGCAUCUACGCUUCCCGUUGACAAUGGAGCAACUGCAUAGGAGCGACAAGAUCAUGGUCACGUUGACCAUGGGGUAUAUCUGGUCCUCGAUCAUCGGCUUUCUCUACAUUUUUUGUUCCUUCGACAUCUUUGCUUCCAAGGUGGCAUCAUUCACCAUCGCGUUUGGCUUGCUUGUCCCACUCGUCCGCGCAAUCCGGAUCAUCCCUUUCGUCUCAGUAGCCUGCCUCGAGGGCUUGUUGAUCGGUCUGUGGUUUGGUGACCACGGCAAUGCGCUGCGUUUCUACGUCCUCUUUGUCGGUGUCCUGAACUUGUUCUACGUCGUUUGGGACUACUUUGACGAUGUUGUUUUCGAGAAGCGCCAUGCCAGUGACUGCGUUCAGUUCGCCCUCUUCCUUGGAUUCCCCUCAAGCGCAUACUUCCUCCUCUGGUUCCUCUACACCGUUGGCGUGUACAUUGCGGCCAUAUUUGCGGGCAUCAUGGUCUUCCGUAAAUCGUCCGACGAGAUGUACGCUGAAGCUGCUACAUUCCUGCCGACACGAUAG
Apiotrichum porosum is the source of this 855-nucleotide messenger RNA. RefSeq lists its product as uncharacterized. NCBI's taxonomy places the organism in Eukaryota, Fungi, Basidiomycota, Tremellomycetes, Trichosporonales, Trichosporonaceae. Bases 1 to 855 code for a protein of 284 amino acids. The record is from RefSeq and is a predicted model, not a curated record. The transcript has 10 exons.